Molecule: messenger RNA, 399 nt
Organism: Drosophila pseudoobscura
Lineage: Eukaryota; Metazoa; Arthropoda; Insecta; Diptera; Drosophilidae
Exons: 1
Coding region: 59-328 (89 amino acids)
Source: RefSeq, a predicted model, not a curated record
GUAUAAAUACCCGUGGCAUCAAAGAUCGAAGACAUAACCCACUGAGACAACAGCAAUAAUGAAAUACUUUGUGAUCUGUGCUUUGGCUGCUCUCGUCCUCAUCCAGGCCGCGUCGGGAUUCAAAAUCAGGCGUGUUGUCUAUGUGGUUCCAGUGGCGUCAAGUACCACAACAAUUGCACCCGUCGCAGGAUCUAGUACGACAGUUUCGAGCGUAACAACAACGGCUCCACCCAAGGUGAUAUACUGCUCCUGGAAGAACAAUUGGUGUCGCCCGGCCUCGAACACGAUGACGAACUGCAAGUGGGGCAUCUGCAAAUACACUGGCUAAAAAUGCUAUAGACAUAAUUAUCAAGUAGCCCAACAAUAAAAUAAACAAUCUUCAAACAUAUUGUAGCACAA